AUGGCGACCGAGAAGGUGGCCAAGCGACAGAAGGUCGCUCAUGGAUCUCCUCGCUCAGCCUCUCCAUCGAGCGCAUCCUCCUCGUCUUCGAGUGGCUCAGACAAUGAAGAGGUCGCUGUCCAAGGUGAGGAGGUCACCAAGACCUUCAAGGAUCUGGGCGUUGUCGACACCCUCGCCGAAGCAUGCGCUGCCUUGAAAUACGAGCGUCCCACCCAAAUCCAAGCCGAGGCGAUCCCCGUAGCCCUCCAGGGCAGAGACAUAGUCGGCCUUGCGGAGACAGGCUCGGGCAAGACCGCUGCAUUCGCACUGCCCAUCUUGCAGACGCUCCUCGACAAACCGCAACCUCUAUAUUCCCUUGUUCUCGCCCCUACGCGCGAAUUGGCCUUUCAGAUCGGCAAGACGUUCGAGGCUUUGGGCGCAGUCAUAUCUUUACGAGUGUGUACUAUCGUGGGAGGCAUGGAGUUUACACCGCAGCAGAUUGCACUAGGGAAGAAGCCACACAUAAUAGUUGCCACUCCUGGCCGAAUUCUGGAUCACAUGGAGCGGACCAAGGGCUUCAGUCUGCGCGCCCUGAAGUACCUCGUGCUGGACGAAGCUGACAGGCUGCUGGAGCUCGAAUUUGGUCCGGUCAUCGAGAAAAUUCUCAAGUUCUUGCCCCGCGAGCGUAAUACCUUCCUCUUCAGUGCGACCAUGAGCUCAAAAGUCGAGAGUCUACAGCGUGCAUCCCUUCGCGAGCCUGUACGGAUCAGUGUCAAAGACACUAAGUAUCAGACGGUCAAGACCCUGAUUCAGAACUAUAUCUUUAUUCCUCAUAUCCACAAGGACACUUACCUCGUCUAUCUUCUGGCGAACGAGUUCACGGGACAAUCAGCCGUCAUCUUCACACGAACUGUCAACGAGACGCAACGACUUGCCAUCCUUCUUCGUACACUAGGGCUUGGGGCCAUCCCGCUGCAUGGGCAGCUGAGUCAGUCGAACCGACUUGGUGCCCUGAACAAAUUCAAGGCGGGCAACCGCAACAUUCUUGUGGCGACAGAUGUUGCGGCACGUGGUCUGGAUAUUCCAAAUGUCGAUCUCGUGGUAAACUACGACCUCCCCGGUGACAGCAAGACGUAUGUUCACAGAGUCGGGCGAACGGCGCGUGCGGGCAAGAGCGGCCACGCCCUCAGUAUUGUGACACAGUAUGACGUUGAAGUGUUCAAGAGGAUCGAAGCGGCUCUUGGUGAACAGCAGAGCGAGUAUCCUACUGAAAAGGAUGAAGUGUUUGUCUUCAAGGUCCGCGUCGAGGAAGCACAACGGCAUGCGAGAAACGAGAUGAAGAACCUCCACGCAGAUCGAGACAGUGGAAAGAAGGGCGCUGUGUUGAAGGGACGGCACUGGCCAGGUCAAAGUGGAAAAGGUGGGAAGAGGCGCCGUGACGAUAUGGAUGCUGAAGAGGGUUGA
Diaporthe amygdali is the source of this 1443-nucleotide messenger RNA. RefSeq names its product tp-dependent rrna helicase rrp3. The record is from RefSeq and is a predicted model, not a curated record. NCBI's taxonomy places the organism in Eukaryota, Fungi, Ascomycota, Sordariomycetes, Diaporthales, Diaporthaceae. The transcript has 3 exons. Bases 1 to 1443 code for a protein of 480 amino acids. Gene Ontology annotation, molecular function: RNA helicase activity; ATP binding; nucleic acid binding.